Molecule: messenger RNA, 2016 nt
Organism: Melampsora larici-populina 98AG31
Lineage: Eukaryota; Fungi; Basidiomycota; Pucciniomycetes; Pucciniales; Melampsoraceae
Exons: 6
Coding region: 1-2016 (671 amino acids)
Source: RefSeq, a predicted model, not a curated record
AUGGUAAUCGACGAAAGCAUGGAGCAAGCAAUGCAACAAGCGGCGGCGGCAGCUGAGAAUUCGACUUGGACACGAUCAAGAUCGGUUGCACUUGGACAACAGCCUGGCCCACCCCUAGCCACCCCAAGACGAGCCAACAACAACAACAAUCUUCAACCCCUUGAAGAAGAAGAAAUUGACGGCACGCCCUUAGAAACAGACGAGGUGGAAGAACUACUAGAAGACGCCGCGUUGGUUCUACAAGGAUCCUUGAUUGGCUCGGAUGUCGAUGACGAAACCUCCUGGCAACCCCCAGCAGAGAAAGGGAAAGGAAGGGCGCAUAGUCAAACUAGCCCAACUCCCAGUUUUGACCAAUCCGUCGACCGGUCCCCAGCAAGAGCCAGGGGGCCAAAGGCCCAGGAACCUGCGCAUGACGAUCCCAAGAUCCCAACAUGGGGGGGCGAAAGACUCCAGGAUAUCCUCAGGGGUGGAGAAACUCCAAGAACCCUUUUAGACGGGGGGAGCCAAAAGCCUGACAAAUUACGUAAACCCACUCUGUUGUUGCUCACAGGAGACUUAAACGCACGGGUGAACAGGCUGUUUGCCGAAGGAAGACACGCCGAAGCAAACGGCAUCCUGGAGUACUUCGACAGACAGACGGCGAGGAGCGUGAUUGGAACGGACGGAGUUCGAGUUCCAGCAGCAGGCGGCAGUGGCCUCCCAGACUCUUGCCCCUACACUCUAGUGCAAGAGGAGCUGUCAGCCAGCGAGAAUAGCGUAGGAAACGUACCCCACGUACCCCCAGCCUACACCUCACAACAAUCUCGCCUGGGACCCGUUCACACCGCACAUCCGCAGGUUCAGCCCGCCUACUCGAUGCCAUCACGAGUACAAGGCGAAAUAUACCAGACUCGGAUACCCCCUACGACUCACCCAGAACCACAACUCGCCACGCUCCCCCUACCUAGCCCGUUCCUUACCCAAGAAGACGUCGACGAAGCCGAACAAGUGAAAGUCCUCCUGGCGACCAGGAAAGGCCGACUGGUAUUGCGAAACGGGGACGUCGUCGAGAACGGAAGACUACUGGUGGCAGACUCAUCGGAGAAAAUGGAAAAAGGGUUACCUCAGCUCUCCCCCGUCCUGAGGCACUGGCUUAGAACCUUCAAAUCUCGCCGGAAAGCCCCCUCAGAGUCGAAGGUGGACGACGGUAGCGCGUCGCUGAGAGUGUACGGAGGCCAACCCCCACCAGACGAGUACACGAUGCAAUUUGAAGAAUGGAUCGAUGGUAUCAGCUUGUUUAUCAAGUAUGUGGCGGAUGCGGGUUGGAUCACUCUGGCAGAGCGUUUCGAAGGUCAUCGAAGGGUGGUAAUGGACUUACGUGACAACUUCGGGUGGAUGAUUGCCCUUCGUUACUGCAUCUUAAUCCGCCAAGGUGUAAUGCAAGAGACGAUCGACAAUCGCAUACGGAACUUUAGCACACUCCAGUCCACGAUCCUCGAGUACGCAAAACUUCAAGCAGACACCCUGCAGGAGCGUGCCUAUCGCACAAACCCCUACGCCUUAGGCGGACCCCUCGCGCACCAAAACCCACUGACUGGGCUUCCCAAAUCCACAACGGCACACUCCAAGAAAUCAAACUUAGAGACCGCCUACAGUCGGAUAGGAGCCCAAGCAACGACAUCGCCAGCGGCAACGUCACAAGGGGCGUGGAUUUCUUCUCAAAAGUGGAGGACGAUGUCGACGGAAGAGAAACACGCGGCAACAGCAGCAAGAGACCCGAACACAUCUUACCGCCGAAGGGAAGGCGACAGAGGUCGCGAGAGAGAACCUUAUCGGGAGAGAGAGAGGGAUAGAACCAGCGGUCGUGAUCGGUACUCAAGAGAUGACCGACCGAGGUAUCGCAGAAGGAGCAAGUCACGUAGCCGCAGCCCUAGAGGCACAAAAGGGAAAGGCCGAGGUAGCAGACAUUGGAGAGCACACGUUCCCGUUGUCCCCGUUGCCGAGCCACCUUCCCCCCUCCUUUCCACAUCUUCCUAA